Molecule: messenger RNA, 617 nt
Organism: Stomoxys calcitrans (stable fly)
Lineage: Eukaryota; Metazoa; Arthropoda; Insecta; Diptera; Muscidae
Exons: 3
Coding region: 6-554 (182 amino acids)
Source: RefSeq, a predicted model, not a curated record
CAAAAAUGUUGUAUAAAAUCGUAUUUACCUUAAUGGUGUUGAGUUGCUUAGAUAAUGUUCUGUUGGCAAAAAAGCGUCGCAACAUAAUUUUUCACAAUGUCACCUGUAUUUGUUUGACUGAUCUGGUAAAACAAUCGGCUUGUGACAUUCGCCAGUUGACGAAUGGACGCUAUGGCUUAAAUGCCAUGUUUGAACUGACACACCAACUGCCAGCGACUGCAGAUGUUGAAAUUUUGUUAACCUACAAACUUCCCAGGGGCUCAAGGGUGGUUAAAUUUAUCAAUCUGAAGCUAAGGAUAUGUGAUGUCUUGGUACAUUUGCCCACUGUGCCAUUGGUUAAAGAAGUGCUAAUUGGCUUGUCGCGUUACAGCAAUUUGCCCUUGUCGUGUCCCGUUAAAGAGAACAAAAUGUACAAUGUGACAAAUUUAAUUAUAAGCGACUCCGUAUGGCCUCCCUAUAUGCCAUUGGUGAAUUUUAAUUUCACUCUGAACUUUACCAAUCUUAAAAAACUGCUGUACACAUAUGACUUGAGGGGAUCGGUGGUACAAAUCUAAAAACUGAAUGGCUGGAAAUUAAAGUGGAUUAAGGAUUAAUGGUGUUAUAUGCAACAAAACAGG